This is a messenger RNA of Penaeus indicus, 2803 nucleotides long. RefSeq names its product endochitinase-like. Gene Ontology annotation, molecular function: chitin binding; chitinase activity. The record is from RefSeq and is a predicted model, not a curated record. The transcript has 11 exons. Gene Ontology annotation, cellular component: extracellular region. The coding region runs from base 130 to 1377 and encodes 415 amino acids. NCBI's taxonomy places the organism in Eukaryota, Metazoa, Arthropoda, Malacostraca, Decapoda, Penaeidae. Gene Ontology annotation, biological process: carbohydrate metabolic process; chitin catabolic process.
AGAUAUCUCUGCAAGAUAAGAUAUAAGAUGAUAGUAAUUACCUCAUGCUUGCAUCGCUGUGGUCAUAUUCACUCGCCAUUAGACAUCAUCGAGGUUAUUUAAUCGACGGGAGAAGGCUAUCGUCACGUGAUGGAAGUACACGUGGCUCUGAUAACGGUUUUGGUGACGGUCUUCGUGACGGAACUCCUUGGAAACGGCGUCCAACCGAGGAGAAAAGCUCCCCCCAAGGGCGUCCCCCAGCCGGCCCGUCGCGUGUGCUACUACCAGGCGGGUUCUGUCACGCGCCCAGGGGAGGCCAGCUUCAGGAUCGAGGAUAUUCCGGGCGAUCUGUGCACGCAUGUUCUGUACGCGUUCAGCGCCCUCUCUGAGACCACGUGGGAAAUGGUUCCUAAGAAUCCAAAGUUCGACCUAGAGCAACGUGGCUACGAGAGGUUUGUAGGAUUGAAGGACAGAUUCCCUGGCCUGAGGACUGUCCUGUCUAUCGGAGGCUGGGGGGAUGGCGGGGGAAAAUACUCUCAGAUGGUCAGCACGCCACAGCGACGCCAGGACUUCGUGUUGAGCGUCGUCGCCUUCCUCGACACUUACGGCUUCGACGGGCUGGACGUGGACUGGGAGUACCCCGGGGACUCCAACCGAGGCGGGAGUCCAGAAGACUUUAAUAACUUUCCCUUGCUGCUUCAGGAGCUCCGUGAAGCCUUCGACGCCGAGGGUCGCGGUUGGGAGCUGACUAUAGCCGCCACCAGCACCGAGGAUAAAGUACUCAAAGGGUACAACGUUCCUGAACUGUGCAGAACUGUGGAUGCCGUGUACCUAAUGACCUACAACCUACGGGGGCUGUGGAAUGACUACGCAGACGUCCAUUCCAUGUUGUACGUAAGACCCGGUCUCGACACAGGCAACAAGCUGGAGUUGAACGUUAAUGGCGGGGUGCUCUUAUGGGAGAACCUUGGCUGUCCUCGGAACAAGAUAGUGGUAGGCGUGCCCUUCUACGGAAAGUCCUAUACCCUCUGCAACUCCUCUAUAAACGGCCUCCAUGCCCCUAUCAAUGGCACAGGGCAGAGCGGACCUAUUCUCAAGAAAGAAGGUGUCCACAUGUAUUUCGAGACCUGCUACUUGCUCCAGAAUGCCGGUUGGGUGCGACAGUGGGAUGACGGAGGCCUAGUACCAUUCGCUUAUUCUGGUGAUCAAUGGGUAGGUUACGAGGACAUGGAAAGCCUUAAGAUCAAAAUGGACUACAUCCGGAACAUGGGCUUACUUGGGGCCAUGGACUGGGCCAUUAACGAUGAUGACUUCCGUGACCUGUGUGGCUAUGGGCCCUAUCCUCUGAUGAGGACUAUUUAUGAAGGGCUGAAAAACUACACUGUCCGGAGUACUUAAGUGAACACCUCCAACGUUAUUAUGAGUUCACAGAAAGGAUUUUUGAUUAUAACUAAAAUGUUAUAAUUUAGUUUUAUUUCAGUUUUUACAGUGCAUAUUCUUGGUGUGACAUGCUGUCUGUCUUAUCUUGCUUCUAAGUUAUCCCACGUGUGCUAGGAAUGGCCGGGGUUACCACAGCACAUAUUUAGUUGUAUAUAAUGGCAGGAAAUCAUAUUCAAUUUUCACUAAGUUUUUAAGAUAUUAUAUUACAUAUGUUUGAUGUUUAUUGUUUGUAGCUUAAACAUCUCAGUCCUUUUUCUUAAGUAAACUUCGUCAGUGCACAUUGGUCAGUAUAUAUAUAUAUAUAUAUAUAUAUAUAUAUAUAUAUAUAUAUAUAUAUAUAUAUAUAUAUAUCAAUGUACAUCCAGUUUGUAAUGGAGUCUGGACAAUGAUACAACAGUUUCUCAUGUGUUAAAGUAUUUAGUCUCAGAGAGUACAGGAUAAUUACAAAAUGACAACUUUGUCUGUAGGUUAUAAACUAAAUAAUAGGCUGGAGAAGAAAUGUAUAACGCAAUUUAUCAGUAUCUCUUAUAUACCCAAAAUAUAAAGUAUUUACAAAGAAUAUAAAUAGCCUCGAUAUAUCACUUGACUACAUCGCGGAAAGCAAGAGAUCCGACUAUCUAGUGUAAACUUGAUAAAGAAAGCAUGGUAACACUGUGCGCAUGUUCAUCCUUGUAGGUAUUAAAGGACAAUGAUUCUUAACCUGGGAGGAAGAGGUAUAUUUUUUAUUCUCUUAAGUGUGUGUGUUAAUACUGUGUUUAUGAAAAAAAAAAGUUUUGCUUGCACUCACCCAGUGAAAUGGUAGAAAUUUAUCUGAUAAUGUUUGUUAUUCUCUUAACAACUCCGUAGGCUAAUACCGAGGUUUUGAGAAAAGCAAACACAAGGCUCUUAUUAACUUUUUUUACGUUUAUUUUGGCUUCCCAUUUUCUGCAAUAAUUGAACCCCCCAUGGUUGGGGGUGAGGCGGCGUAGGGGGGACUUUGACAUGUAUUUAAAGGUGCCAGGGGGCGUGGCAUGGAAGAAAAAUAUUAAUGACAAAUGUGUUAAAUAAAGAUACCUAAAAAAAAGAAAAGAUUGCCACCUUUUCUGCGACAAGUGAAUUCGUUGCAUUGGAGACUUUUUCAAACAGUAGAAAAAGCGUUUAGAAUUCCCAGCAACAUGUUUCACGUCAUCGUUUAAAGGCAACUUUUCUAGGAAACAUCACCCAACGAGUUGAAUGUUGGUCUGGUGACGUCACUGAUUUUCAAAGACGUUGAUUGAUUGAAGACUGUACUGUACAUUGUGAGGAAAAAUUAUCUAAAACCUCCUUUCGUACAGACCGCUCUGGUUCCUCUAUAACCGUUGGCAAUCUUUCUGGUCUGACCACCAAUAAACUGCAAAGCAUAAAA